CACUUGAAGUGUGGAUGAAAAGGUGCGUCUCGGUCGGAAGGAUGGCGGGGUGCUGAGCGGCUCAGAGUUCGGCGAAAACAUCACAGAGGAGCCGUUUGAAGUUAUCUGCGGAAAGGAUAAUUCUUCCAUAACCAGGGCAUCGGCCUCACUCUCCGGCUGCCAGCAUGAUGAAGGACUGCCUGCAGUUCCUUAUCGAGCCGGCCAAAAAGCUCAAGAUCCGACUCAAGGAGUCUCGCAAGCGAGUGAGACAUGAGAAGAAGGAGCCGCUGGUGGAGAGCCAGCUAUUUAUUAUGGAACUGGCCCGAGAACUCAACAAAAUCUGCCAGAGGUCAAAUGUCCUCGGCCACAUCUGGACGAGUGAGGACAUCUGGCCAGCCAGUGUGUGCCGUGACUUCAUCGUGGAAUGGGCCUCUGUGUUGGAGAAGAGAGUACAGCCGAGGAUCAUCCUGUCUGACUACCAGUAUGAGAAACCAGAGAAGAAAGACUGGAAGGGACACCUCCUGUGCAUGCUGGAGGCAGGGGGGGAGUCUGACAUGGGGCCCCACAAAAGAGUCAUCUUGGACUGGACACGGGAGAUUAAAAGCAGACCUCAGCCCACCGUCUGGCCAGGGGAGCCUGUGCUCAUGAUGCUGGAUGACCUGGAGUUCCAGUGGAAGAGGGGUCGCCUGCCCAGCCUUCUCCCGGCCAUGGAGCUCGUCAUGCUGGCCGUGCUGAAUGCUGACAGCCUUGUCAAGGAGGAUGUGACUAAGCAAUGGCUGGUGAGAAAGCAGAGGAGCCAGAAGAUUGACGCUGUCCGCUACAUCCCCCACAGCGUGUGGAAUUGGAUUUGCGAUGCUGCAGAGGAAGUCACUCUGGACUCAGACUCGGCCAACCCAGACCUGCUCAUCUCCACUGAUGAAAAGCGCAUGCGGUGCGGCCUGGAGCGCCGGACCGUACCGCGUUGCCAGCGACGCUUCGACGGCUGGCGGUGUGCCGUCGGCCAGGAGGGCUUCGCCUCCGGACGCCACUACUGGGAGGUGGAGGUCGGUGAGCGGGACUGGCGGCUGGGUGUGGCCAAGGCAUCCGCGGUGAGGCAGGGCUUCCGCUCGCUCAACACAGAUACAGGCUACCUGACCCUCCGUCUGGAGAGGGGCACAGAUCUUAAAGCCCUGACGGUGCCCGUCACCCCGCUGUCACAGAGCCUGGUGCCCAGGAAAGUUGGGGUGUACCUGGACUAUGAGCAGGGCCAGCUGUCUUUCUACGAUGUGGAGAAGCGCUCCCACCUGUACACCUACAGUGAGAAGUUCACAGAGGAACUGUACCCCGUGUUUGGGACUGUGGAGGUGGUCAAAGACCUGGUGAUAAGGCCUGCAGAUGUCAGACAGCCAUGCCUCUGCCCCGGGCCCUGCCUCUGGAACUGAACUGCUCAACACACAUCAAUCACUCCUCUGUCCCGAUCCUCAGCAACCCACAGAGUCUGUGCUUCUGUUCUGGUCCAUUAUUUAGUGAAUUUGAAUCUUGUGUGCUGUUUGUGGACUAAACGUCUGACUCUGUCUGCGGGUUGCCUUGUGAGAUCAGGAAGAAGAACCGCCAUCAUUCUGCAUUACCCUUUGUGUUACUCUGCCUUCAUAGAGACAUGCAGUGUUUGACUAUUUGUAUUGUAAAGAUAAAUAUUUUGAGGCUGUCCGAAAAAAAGACUCACAAAACAGCUGAACAGUAAUGUUUUCUUCACAUUGUCCAAAAAGGUUUGAGAGGGUUUAAAGUCCAUAAUGAUGGAAUUCCUUAACCCACAAAGAAACAUAUAUUUUUCUUUCAAAGUCAAAACAUAAAAAACACAGAUAUUGGAGUUGAAGGUUUGUAUGCCACAACGGCUAUAUAAAAUUUAUUUAUUUUUCAUUCCUUUUUUUAAUUGCUUAGAGGUGAAAGAAGAACAAGAACAAACUCACUUCACAGAUGUUAUAAAAAGCAUGAAAGCACUGUGAACGGACGUGCAUCCAAUCAGUGCAGCUGAUGAGAGCUUGCUAACUCGCAGAUAAUUACAGACUGGGUUGACGCAUGUGAAGAGUUAAUCCCCACUCUGUUUGCUUCUUUGUCUCAAGCUUCCUGCAAACACUUGUCAGGCAUGAGCUUGUUUUUGCAGAUGUGCUUUUGUUUGUGUGUGUGCAAUACGAAAGAUAUCAAUGCUUCCCCCUCAAACAUAAAUAAAUGAACUGUAAAUGCA
Micropterus salmoides (largemouth bass) is the source of this 2200-nucleotide messenger RNA. RefSeq lists its product as uncharacterized. Bases 165 to 1400 code for a protein of 411 amino acids. The record is from RefSeq and is a predicted model, not a curated record. The transcript has 10 exons. Lineage: Eukaryota; Metazoa; Chordata; Actinopteri; Centrarchiformes; Centrarchidae. Gene Ontology annotation, molecular function: protein binding.